Molecule: messenger RNA, 2246 nt
Organism: Alligator mississippiensis (American alligator)
Lineage: Eukaryota; Metazoa; Chordata; Crocodylia; Alligatoridae
Product: arylacetamide deacetylase-like 4
Exons: 2
Coding region: 427-1311 (294 amino acids)
Molecular function (GO): hydrolase activity
Source: RefSeq, a predicted model, not a curated record
GCCACUUGCAGGCUGGAACUCUGCCACAGUUUCCCACAUUUUUCUCCAUUAAAGGAGAAUCCAUUUUUCAAGUUUGUUGAUUCCUUUUUAAAGUUUGUUCACGACCCUUUCAAAUAUUCUUGCAACCCACUUUUGGGUUGCGACCCACAGGUUGAGAAACGCUGCUCUAAAUCAUCCCAGGUUGAAGAAAAUAGAGGUUCCCAAAAUGAAUGACUACAUAGUGCUUGCAAAUUCCUACCUAAGAUAUCCAACACCUAUCAAAAAACUAUAACUCUAUCUCCAAUGUACUAGAUGCUUUUGAAAAGUGGCUUCCUGGAUGAUUAAUUAAGAGAUUUUGUUCAUUUCCACUUAAUACUGGUGAAGAGGUGAGAAGCAACUCUUCAAAAUGAAAACCUCUCUGAAUUUUGUCCAUAUUUCUAAAAUACAAUGUUUUCAAGGUAUUGCAUUGAUACAGCUCUUUAUUUUGCAGAAGUCUAUACUAACUUAUGCUGCUCUAUAGCCACAAAGACUGAAUCAGUGGUCAUGUGUGUUGGGUAUCGCUUAGCUCCCGAGCACCCAUUUCCAGCCCAGUUUGACGACUGUCUCGCUGCUACCAUCCACUUUAUGAGGACGGCAGAAGACUAUGGGGUGGACCCCACUCGUAUUAUUGUCUGUGGAGACAGCAGUGGAGGCACAAUUGCUACUGCUGUUUGCCAGGCCCUGGUGGACAGAACGGACCUCCCCAAGGUGCGGGCACAGAUGGUGAUCUACCCAUUUCUCCAGGCUGUGGACUUUAACUUGCCUUCAUAUCAGCAGAACCAUACAAUGCCCCCUUUGUUAAGGAAAUGGACUAUUCAUUUGGGUCUGAGGUAUUUAAAUAUUGAUGUAUCAGUGGUAGAUGGCAUUCUUAAAGGUAUUCAUAUUCGUGAAGAUCUCAGGGAGAAAUAUAGCAAAUGGCUGAGUCCAGACAAUAUCCAGAAUGAAUUUAAGAUCAGGGGCUAUGAGCCACCCAAACUCUAUCCAUGUGUAGAAGAGUAUUGUAUCAAAGCCCAGGCAUUUCUGACACCAACUUUUUCCCCACUUUUAGCCGAAGACGAUGUUAUUCGUCAGCUCCCUGAAACUUUCAUUUUGACCUGCGAGUAUGAUGUGCUUAGGGAUGAUGGGCUGCUGUACAAGAAACGAUUGGAAGAUAAUGGUGUCCAGGUGACCUGGUGCCACCUGAAGGAUGGCUUCCACGGAGUGGUCGCUAUAGCUAAAAUGUACGGAAUUAUUUCAUUUGAGGCUGGCUUGACAGGAAUCAAUGCCAUGGCGAAAUUUAUAAGAAGUUUAUAAAGAAAACCCUGUUCUUCAUGCUGGAAGCCUGGCAUUCUCUUUUCAAAUUUGCUUCUCUUAGCCAUUGGAAAAAUGCCAUGACCCUCUCAGCUGUCAGAGGUUUUAAGUCAACUCUGAAUUUCCAUCCUUGGAGCUGCCCUCUCAUAUUUUGCUCAAGGUGCUCAAAUUAGUGACUGCUUUUUCUGUCUGCUUGUAGUCGCUGCAGCCAGAUGAACCUUCAAUUCACUGACUCCCCUCCUCCUGAUACUUGGGAGGAUGAAUCUGCAGAAUAGGUGGAACAGUGAUUUGGGGUGGAGGGGUGAGGCACAAAUUCUGGUACUUUGUCCAGAAAGACAUAUAUUUGUUGCAGGUUGAAUCAAAGUGAAAGCUGAAGGGUCCUAGUGAAAUGAACGGAUUUAAGGAUAGUUGUUUCCAGAUUAUUCAAUCAAAGCAGCAUGUCCCAUCAGUCUAACACUGUUCAUAUUUCCUGGUAAUUUAUCAGACAAUGUAUUCCUUCCAGAUGUUGCAAGAAGUAAAAUGGUCUGAAAUGAAAUCUCUGUGCUUAGUUAUCAUGAGGAUAUUUGCUGGUCAGCCACCACAAAAAGGGCUUGUCCCAAGGGAUCCUUAGCCUGCUAGAGCAGAAAGCAUUUUGAUAAAUAGAUUGCUUGUGAUGACCUCUGUUAUGUGAUGCUUCAAAACGAUUAGCACAGCUUUGCCAUGAACCUGUACAUUUAUUUAAGACUUUACAUGGAGAAAUUGUUGUGCAUAUGUGAAAGAAUGACUAUGCUUUAUCCCUUUAGGGACAAAUGGCCUUCAUUGGUUGGCAUUUUAAUAACAGAAAUAGCUACACAAUAUUACUGGGGAUUUUCAUGGGCAUGUUCCUUUCCCCUGCAAGUCUUCUUGUCAUUUAACUCUGAACUGUAUAAAGGGUUCAACAUAUUAGAUAAAUGCAGUGU